UGUGUUUCCACGCGGAUAGGAAAACGGAGCUCAGUUUGUGGUCACCCUUUUGUUCAGGUGGUUCUCUAAAUAAACCUUUUAGUUUCACUUUCAUUUGAACAACCUCGCCGAAAUAAAAAAUCUUUUAAACUAGAGAUGGAACGUAAAACUAGCAUGCGACCCGUUAUUAAUUCCUCCCCAACAUCAACACCAGAAGAAUUGGAAAGGCGGGCGAUAAUUCAAAGAAACGAUCUAAUUUUACACGAAGCAGUCAUCAAAAAUGACGUGGACACCGUCAGGAAGAUUCUAAGAGAACCAGUCGAUAUAAACUGCAGAAACAACUAUGGUAGAUCUCCAAUGCAUUGGGCAUCAUCGCGUGGAAAUUUAGAAAUCAUGGAAAUGCUUUUAUCGUCUAAUUGCGACUUAGAAGCAAAAGAUAAGUACGGAAUGAGACCGAUAUUGAUGGCAGCUUGGCACGGUCAUCGCGAAGCCGUCCAACUUCUUAUCAACAUGGGAGCCGGUACAAAAUCAACGAAUAAGAAACAAUAUUCUUUGUUGAUAUGCGCCGCUAAAAACGAUCGGAAAGAUGUGGUUGAUUUUUUAUUGGAAACUCUCGAAGAUAUCAAUGUUGAUGCUGUGGAUAUCGAAGGGCAAACGGCUUUAUUCCACGCUGCCAUGGGAGGUCAUGCAAAAAUCGUUAAAAAAUUAAUCGAAAUCGGAGCUGCUUUGGAUAAACGAAAUAAGCAAUCGCAAACUGCACUGCAUGUGGCAUGCGAAAAGGGCCAUCCAGAGGUAGCCGAGUGUUUAUUGGCUCAUGAAUCCGAUAUGGAAGCAAGGGAUAAUGGAGGAAAUACUCCGUUACAUUUAGCGGCGCAAAACCAACAAACGAAAUUAACCCAAAUUUUAUUAGAUGCCGGCGCCGACCCGGACGCUGAAAAUUCCAAAGGAUCUACGGCCCUUCAUAUAGCGUGUAGCCUCGGGAGUAAAGGUAUUUUGGAACUGUUGUUACAACACGGUGCCCUCCUAAAUAAACAAAACAAAGCCGGUAAUACACCGUUACAUUUAGCGAGUCAAGCGAAUGAAGUGGACACCGUUGAAAUUCUAAUUAAUAGGGGGGCUGAUUUAAACAGCUUAAACGCAAGAUUACAAUCUCCAAUUCAUAUAGCAGCUGAGAUGGGUUACACAAACAUUUGUAAAUUGUUAUUAGUGGCGGGGGCUAACAUAGAACAACGAGAGCAAGGUGGAAGAACCCCUUUAUACAUCGCAGCUAGGGGUAGUUUCACAGCGAUAGUUGAUAUGAUAAUUAAAACGGCGAGAUUAGAUUAUCCCGCGAAUGAAGAACAAGAAAGUAACGCGCAACGAAAAAACAGCUUCAAACCGGGAUUAAACCCGGGAAGUCGGAAAUGGAGGAACACAAAAGAAGAAUUAAAAGGAAAAGAUAGCGAGAGAUUCAAAGAGAUUCUUUAUAAAUUAUCUUACAAACAACUAGGCCCGGGGGAGUGGAAAAAGUUGGCUCAACAUUGGGCGUUCACCGAAGAACAAAUUAGAGCCGUUGAACAUCAAUACACGGGCCCUUCGAGUUUUAAAGAACACGGAUUUCGGGUUAUGUUAAUUUGGGCGCAUGGUUUACCAGGGGAUGUUAAUCCAAUGAAAGAACUUUAUGAAAGUUUAACAGCGAUUGGUAAAAGAAGCGUUGCCGAUAAUCUACGAAGAAAAGUCGAUCAAGAAAACGAAGAACUUCGCAAAGGGCGGAAAAAAACUUGCUCGCAAUGUAAUUUAACGUGAUUACAUUUAACACAAAUUUUGAUUCUUAUGACCUACAUAUCUAGGAAAAACCUGACCAAAUAAGGUACCUCUUAAUAUAGAAGAAAACUCCGAUUUAUUAUUAUUCAUUCCAAGAACGGUUUUUAAUCUAUUAAAUGGAAACAAAUUACUCAAAAACAUUUUAACGAUUUUAGCUUUUAUUCUAAUAAAUCGAAUUAAAUCGAA
Onthophagus taurus is the source of this 1968-nucleotide messenger RNA. RefSeq names its product ankyrin repeat and death domain-containing protein 1A. NCBI's taxonomy places the organism in Eukaryota, Metazoa, Arthropoda, Insecta, Coleoptera, Scarabaeidae. The record is from RefSeq and is a predicted model, not a curated record. Gene Ontology annotation, biological process: signal transduction. Gene Ontology annotation, molecular function: protein binding.